CGGCACCCGUACUAUCCCACUCAUGCGCAGUGCGUCGUUUCAAACCAGUCACAUGUGGGUGUUUGUAGCUGAACACACGUGUGAACACCGGCUACCACUUUAACUGUUUGUUAACGCGACGCACAUCAUGGCGAAGACAGACACUCCGAGACGCAAAACAAGACAAAGUCAAGUUGUCACAGAUGAAGUUGGAGAAGGGCCCAACACUGAAGAACAGACUAAGACUGUCUGUUCAAGUGAACUACCUGUUGUCACAGAAGAGGGUGCUGCCACAGGGAGCACAGAGACGAAACAGGAGGAGAAGAACCAAGAUGAACAAGAUGCUCAGAUGGACUGCGUUAUCGAAGUAAAGGGAAGCACACCCACUGUGGCUGUAUCCUGGGAGAAGACGAAUGAAGGAGAGGGUGAUGAUUCAGAAAAGAGAAGCAAUCCAAGUGAUCAGCUGACUGACCAGGAGAUGAAGGGGAGUGAAUCUCAAAUGGACACUGCCACUGGAGAGAAUGAAAGUACAACCACAGUAACUGAAACUGGGACAGAGAAGCCUGAAGGACAGAGCAUCUCUAUUCAACAGGAAACCAAUGGAAAUGAACAGAUGGUUGUUGAAGAGAAAACAGUGAAAACAAGGAAACGGAAAAGCAAGGCACAAGCUAACGUUGAGACUUCUCCAGCAAAGAAAACAAAGAUCAUCAAUGACGGUUUUUGUCUUUAUGUUGGCAACCUGAACAACACCAAAACAUUUGAAGAGGUGAAAGAUUCAUUAGCAAACUACUUCAUGACACAAAGUCUUCUGUUUCAAGACAUCAGAUUAGACCGGUCCAAAAAACACGCACAUGUAGAUUUGGCCUCCGAGAUGGACCUGACCAAAGCCUUGACGUUGAACGGAGAGAUUAUCCUGGAGAAGCCAGUGAGGAUUGCCAAAGCAAAGGUCAAAAGUGCUGUCACAGUGCCAACACCGGAGGAAAAAAAAGCUGCCAGAGAUACCCGAUGUUUGUUCGUGAAGAACCUGUCAUUCACUGCAACAAAAGCAGACAUUCAGAAAAUCUUCCAAAGCGCCAUCAACGUCAGGUUUCCUGAUCGAGCUCAAGGACCAAGCAAAGGGAUUGCCUUUGUGGAGUUUAAAAAUCCAGCCAUUGCCAAGGAUGUACAGAAGAAAAUGCAAGGAGUCAAGAUCGAAGAUCGAGUUUUGAUUGUGGACUUUGUCGGAGAAACAAACGUGACUAAAGUCAGCAAAGCUUCUGACGCCAAAAGCAACACAAAAGCUGUUGCUUCUCCAAACAACACGUUAUUUGUGAGCAACAUGUCAUACGACUUGAAAGAAAAAACCCUCAAGAAAUUAUUCCAGAAAGCUAUUGACAUCAAAAUGCCUCAAAGCCAAGGCAAAUCAAAGGGAUAUGCGUUUGUUGAGUUCGCAACCGUGGCAGAAGCUGAAAAGGCCUUAAAAUCCACCCAAAAGGUCAACAUCUUCAAGAGGACAAUCAGAGUGCAAUUCUUUGAAAUGAGAGCGGACUCAGAUAAGACAAAAGCGGAUUUAAAAACACUGAUAAUAAAGAACCUUUCUGAGAAGACGACUGCGGAGACUCUGAAAAGUGCCUUCGAAGGAGCCCUCACUGCAAGAGUCGCUGUGGAUAAAGAGACCGGAGCUUCAAAGAUGUUUGGUUUUGUGGCGUUUGAGAGUGAAGAAAAUUGCAAAGCUGCCAAAGAAGCCAUGAAAGACUGUGAGAUAGAUGGCAGCAAAGUGACUGUGGCUUACACAAAACCAAAGGUGGAGCAAGACGCCAAAGGAUUGUUGUCGGGACAUCCCGGUGGUCAGCCUGCAGGUCGGGGCAGAGAUAGAGGAGUGGAUUUAAAAACACUGAUAAUAAAGAACCUUUCUGAGAAGACGACUGCAGAGACUCUGAAAAGUGCCGUCGAAGGAGCCCUCACUGCAAGAGUCACUUUGAAUAAAGAGACCGGAGCUUCAAAGAGGUUUGGUUUUGUGGAGUUUGAGAGUGAAGAAAAUUGCAAAGCUGCCAAAGAAGCCAUGACAGGCUGUGAGAUAGAUGGCAGCAAAGUGACUGUGGCUUACGCAAAACCAAAGGGAGAGCAAAGCGUCAAAGGAGGGAUGGCUGGACCUCCCGGUGGUAAGCCUGCAGGUCGGGCCAGAGAUCGAAGCAGCAGCACAGCAGUGGAUUUAAAAACGCUGGUAAUAAAGAACCUUUCUGAGAAGACGACUGCAGAGACUCUGAAAAGUGCCGUCAAAGAAGCCGUCACUGCAAGAGUCAUUCUGGAUAAAGAGACCGGAGCUUCAAAGAGGUUUGGUUUUGUGGAGUUUGAGAGUGAAGAAAAUUGCAAAGCUGUCAAAGAAGCCAUGGAAGACUGUGAGAUAGAUGGCAGCAAAGUGACUGUGGCUUACGCAAAACCAAAGGUGGAGCAAGACGCCAAAGGAGGGAUGGCUGGCAGAGAUGGAAGUGGCAACAGAGGAGGAAGAAGACGUAGAGCCAGGACACCACAGGGAACUGUGGAACAAGUGACAAAUAAAGUCUAACUUUGUACAAGACUCUGACUUUGGGUGGAUGUACAGACAAAGUUUGUGAGGCUGUGAACAUGUGUACAAUAUUGUUUGUCCUGACUGUAGAACAUGUGGCAUUGUGUCAUUUUUAUUUUCUAUUAAUUCAUAGCUACUAUGAAGACAUAAGUAAGAAGCCUGACUUGUUUUACCAUUUAUGCAGGUUUGUCAUGUGAAAUGUUGAAGAUUGAAUCUGCUUGUAAUCAUGUGAAGAUAAAGAUUUUAAAAUGUGA
Messenger RNA from Hippoglossus stenolepis (Pacific halibut), 2778 nucleotides. RefSeq names its product nucleolin. The transcript is spliced from 19 exons. NCBI's taxonomy places the organism in Eukaryota, Metazoa, Chordata, Actinopteri, Pleuronectiformes, Pleuronectidae. The record is from RefSeq and is a predicted model, not a curated record. Gene Ontology annotation, cellular component: cytosol. Gene Ontology annotation, molecular function: mRNA binding. Bases 128 to 2524 code for a protein of 798 amino acids.